Messenger RNA from Cyphomyrmex costatus, 2720 nucleotides. RefSeq lists its product as uncharacterized. The record is from RefSeq and is a predicted model, not a curated record. Gene Ontology annotation, molecular function: sequence-specific DNA binding; DNA-binding transcription factor activity, RNA polymerase II-specific. Gene Ontology annotation, cellular component: nucleus. Bases 247 to 2643 code for a protein of 798 amino acids. NCBI's taxonomy places the organism in Eukaryota, Metazoa, Arthropoda, Insecta, Hymenoptera, Formicidae. The transcript is spliced from 9 exons. Gene Ontology annotation, biological process: regulation of transcription by RNA polymerase II.
AGAACUUCAAGUUCGGGUUAAAUUUCGGACUUCAGAGAAGAAUUCUGUUUUGCUUGUGUCCUGUGUUGUGCAAUGUUAUGUCGUUUGUUGUCACAAGUCUAACGAAUGUUGCAUGCCGGUCCAACACAUCGCACUACUCUCAAAAAGGAAAAACAAAACGCGUCAGUUGUGCGCGUAUUUAUGUACACGAGCAAAUAUUGACCAUGAUUAUUCAACAACAAUAGUCGAAUUGAAUUAUCCUUGGGAAUGUCUGUCACCAGUGAGCCAAAUGAUUAUGGGGAAGUGAUGUCCCAAGGAGUAAUCAAGUCUAUUUUUAUGGAAAAUGAACCAAAACCAUAUACGUCUUUAUUAAACCAUGAGAGUAUUAUGAAAAAUCUGACCAUCAAUGAAGAGAUAAUUGUGAGUACUAAUGGGCAUUUGUCAGACAAAGUUGAUUGUCAAACCCAGCCUAGUGUGUACUUCGAAGAGAAUUUGGAAACUUGCAACGAUACACCUACCAGGUUUGAGGAAUCCAUAAAUAUGGGUCCAUUGUCAGACGAAUCGUCAAUUACCAAAAAAUUGGAUUGUGAAAGUGUUGAGACACCUGUUUCAAAGGAAGACGAGUUCGAGGAGCAAGAAGAUGACGAGGAAACGAUUGCAACUUUUGUCACCGCAGCGGGACAACAGUUGGCUCUCUAUGCCGUGGAAGAUUCGGACGAGAUAUUUGCUGUAGCCGUUUAUGAUGAGUCCGAUGAACCUCCGACUAACUUUCAGUUUCUUAUGAAAUCAGAUGUGGAACGUUUAAUAGGCGAAGGUGCAGUACGAACGGUGAAAAAACCGUCGCAGAUGAAAAAACGAGUAUUUACUGCCAAACCGCCGAUGCUUUGUCACAAGGAAGAAGUGAAUGACAAGACUUCUAUUUGCGACAUAUCGGUCAACAGUGAGAAGGAUGUUGCACAGGAGGACAGCGACAGAAUAGUACAUAAUUAUGAAAAUUACCAAAAUUGUAGUGACAAGGUUAAUUCAGAAUCUAACGAUAGUGUUCACACGACUGUCGACGAACAAGCAGAUAUCACGUAUCUUAUGAUGAAUGACAAUUUUGUCGAUAUUGCCGAACAAUCAGAUGAAUGUGAAGAUAACGUCAAAUUCGAGGAAGAAUUGAUCGAGUAUUCCACAGUACAAUACAUCCUUCUAGAAGCUGAUCAAUCGGACUCAGAGUUAACGUUUGACGACAUUCAGGCAACAUUGCGGAAUAUGAAAAUUUCUCGCGAGAAAUUAUUAGAAAAAUCGGGCAAGUUGCAAGAUGAUCACUCAAGUCUUCAGCAAGACUCAUGUGGGUCUUCGAUAAAGGAAGAAUCAUCGUUUAGUGAAGACGCAGAUGCAUUUGAACUUUAUAUGUCGCCGCAGUCAACGAUCGAUCGAACAUGCAUUUCCGUCUCGGAGGACGAUCGACAGCGAUUAAUUGACACGUUAACCGACUCGCCACCGUCAACAACUGAUCUUACUUCGCAAAUGCCACUAAAAGUCAAACGAUCACGCAAGCAGCAAUUGAUCUUAGUGGAUCGAGAUGACGGAGAGAUCAUUAUUCAGCCAGCGUCGAUGAUAAAUGAUGAAUCGACCGGUAAGAAGCGUACAACUCGGCGACGUCGCUUGUCGUCGCAAAUACGCGUCGCUAUGGCUAACAGAAAAAGGAUCAAGAGAACGAGGCGAAUUAAGCGGCCGAAGCGACGAAAGGUCGUAGAGGUGAUCGAUCUGGACAUCGACGAGGAAGAGCAACAAACGUCGCGCAACGUGGUAGAGAUCACUCUAGACGAUAACAAGGACAAGUGUUCUAGCGACAAAGAGAACGAAAUUAUCAUGGUAAAGGACUCGGAUUCCAGUAGCAGUGAUCACGAGGAAAAUGAAAAGACUGAAUGGGUCGGCGGCCAUUUAACAAAGCUCAAUAGCGAAAUACGUUGCGAGUAUUGUUCCAGGAACUUUCGAUACCGACGUACUCUCAAUAUGCACCUUCUGGUGUGCCGAAAAAAAGCGCUAACGAACACUCUCAGUCUCGACGAAGAGAAACCGAAAGUAAAAACAAAUAAAAUUAAGAAGAAAAUUAAAAAACAAUUUACUUGCAAGAUCUGUCAGGAGAAGUUUGACGCGGUCGUCGUCUUGGCGCGUCAUGUUCGCUUAGUGCAUGUACAGAAAAAGAAGAACGAAUUGAGCCUUUCCUCAGAAAAAUCUUCGAAUAAAUCCUUGAGAUCGAUUCGAGAUAAGGAAGCAAUUUCAACAGAAGAGGAGGAAUCGAAUGAUGAAGAAGACACGACAGAGAAAGAACUCAGUAUGCUUGCUAGAGUGAAGAGAAAACGAAAACAAAAGAAUUACUCGGAUACGAAACAGCUCGAUUGUGCAGAGUGCGGCCGGUGGUUCCCAAGUACUACUCUAUUAAACGCGCAUAGCUUGCAGCAUGGCACUAAGAGAUCAGAACAACUACGCAAGUGCCAUAUCUGCAAGAAGUACAUAAAGUCCAGGUUACUAUUUUUGCGACACUUGAGAAUGCACAACGAUACGCAACACACUUCUGGUAGUUCAUCCAAGAUAAUGCAACGGAAGCUGCGCGCUCGGCCGAGCACGCAUAAAAUCGCAUCUCCCCGAAAACGGGGCCGGCCGAGGAAGUUUUGAUCUUUUUUGCCGUUUCUAACAUGUAUGAUAAUAUAUUAAUACCGCCGUUGUCACUCGGAGUUUAUUAAUGUUUUUCC